UCUAGCCUGUUCUGCAGCCGGUUGAGGUUCGUUCAGGUUCAGUUGCAGGGUUCUACUAGCUUGGCUUCUUGCUGCCAGUGGCAAGGAUGCACCGAUUCAGUUGCCAAUUGCCAGUUGGCCAGAAAAGUUCGUUACAGAAAUGAGAUACAUUUGCUUACUGUCAUUGCUGGGCCUCACCCUAGCCACGCCCAGUCUACGCAGCGCCUCAGAGCCAGCCAAGAUUCUGGAGUCUCUAAGCAAUUUGCGCCAGAACAGCUUCCUUGACUGGAUCGUGUCCAUUAUAGGCCCAGAGUACGCAGCCACUAGUGUGCCCGCCAAGCGGGAGUGUCCAGCCUGUGCUUGCGGCAAUAUCAACACGCGUCAUCGCAUCGUUGGGGGCCAGGAGACAGAAGUGCACGAAUAUCCCUGGAUGGCCAUGCUCAUGUGGUUUGGCAGCUUCUAUUGUGGUGCCUCUCUGGUUAACGACCAGUACGCCGUGACGGCGGCACAUUGCGUCAAUGGCUUUUACCAUCGCCUGAUCACUGUGCGCCUCUUAGAGCACAAUCGCCAGGACAGCAACGUGAAAAUUGUGGACAGGCGUGUGGCUCGCGUCCUUGUGCACCCCAGCUAUAGCAUACAGAACUUCGACAGCGACAUUGCCCUGGUUCGCUUCAAUGAGCCAGUGCGUCUUGGUAUUGACAUGCAUCCCGUUUGCCUGCCGACGCCCACGGAAACGUUUGCUGGCCAAACAGCCGUGGUAACGGGUUGGGGUGCGCUCAGUGAGGGUGGACCCAUUUCCGAUACUCUGCAGGAGGUGGAAGUACCUAUACUGUCACAGCAAGAGUGCCGCGACACCAACUAUGGAACAGCCAAGAUAACUGACAACAUGAUUUGUGCCGGUUACGUGGAGCAGGGCGGCAAGGACUCCUGCCAGGGCGACAGCGGUGGACCCAUGCAUGUCAUUGGCGCUAGGCAAACCUAUCAACUGGCGGGCAUUGUAUCAUGGGGCGAGGGCUGCGCCAAGCCGCGAUCACCCGGAGUUUACACGCGCGUAAGCAACUUUAACGAGUGGAUUGAAGCAAACACUCGCGAUUCAUGCGCCUGCAGCCAGGCUGAGGAGGCUGCUACGCCUGAAGCUGUCAACAGCACUACACAGCAACCAGAGAUGGCCACAGCUGAGACCAGUCAGGGUCCAGAAGUGCCUGAGGCCGAUGUUCUUGCUUAAAAUUUGAUUUAUAAGAAAAUUUAUUUCAAAUAAAGGCAACGCCCUCAAUAUGUUUGAUAACCUUC
Molecule: messenger RNA, 1269 nt
Organism: Drosophila virilis
Lineage: Eukaryota; Metazoa; Arthropoda; Insecta; Diptera; Drosophilidae
Product: trypsin-1
Biological process (GO): proteolysis
Molecular function (GO): serine-type endopeptidase activity
Source: RefSeq, a predicted model, not a curated record